Messenger RNA from Pimephales promelas (fathead minnow), 3266 nucleotides. RefSeq names its product SRY-box transcription factor 4a (gene sox4a). Gene Ontology annotation, biological process: negative regulation of transcription by RNA polymerase II; brain development; camera-type eye morphogenesis. Gene Ontology annotation, cellular component: nucleus. Gene Ontology annotation, molecular function: DNA-binding transcription activator activity, RNA polymerase II-specific; RNA polymerase II cis-regulatory region sequence-specific DNA binding. Lineage: Eukaryota; Metazoa; Chordata; Actinopteri; Cypriniformes; Leuciscidae. The record is from RefSeq and is a predicted model, not a curated record.
CGGUUAAGCAGAAGUAUUGAAAGUUGUGAAGGGUGAUAGGAAGUUCAGAGCAUGAAAAAGUGCAGUCGCUUAAACCUACCGCAUGGUCAUACGACAAACUAUGAUGAAGACACUUGCCCGUUUCCAUUAAACGGCUUCAGAUACUUCGCGUCCAGAGCGCACUCUGGGUUCGUUUUCAGUCGAACCGGCAGUUGAACGGCAGACUGUUGAAUUUGACGACGUUGCCGGGACUUGACAGGGAUAUGCGCUUUGUGGACGGUGUGCUGAACCAAAAGACAGUCAGCAGCAGCAGCAACUUUGUGUCCAGACUGACUAAAUCUCAUUCCACACAAGAGUGAAGAAGAAAGACGCGUCUCGAGCUGCAGCACGUGUAGGAUUUUCGUGCGCAAUUAAAAGUUGAGACUGUUUGUAGCGCAUGGACACAGACCUGGCUAUGGUGGAGCAAACGCACAUCAGCAACAGCAACAGCGACGUGCUCCCCGGCGAUUCUAUUGAUUCGGGGGAGAUGGACCUAGACAUGGACGCGUCUCAGACCCCCGGCUCCCCAAACUCAGCUGGGGAUAAAAUGGACAUCGCCUGGUGCAAAACCCCAUCGGGGCACAUCAAGAGGCCGAUGAACGCGUUCAUGGUUUGGUCGCAGAUAGAGAGGCGCAAGAUCAUGGAACAGUCGCCGGACAUGCACAACGCGGAGAUCUCCAAGAGACUCGGCAAGCGCUGGAAACUUUUGAAGGACAGCGACAAGAUCCCCUUCAUCCGCGAGGCCGAGCGUCUGCGGCUCAAGCACAUGGCAGACUAUCCUGACUACAAAUAUCGACCUCGGAAGAAGGUGAAGUCAUCCAGCGGCAAGACUGGAGAGAAGGGGGAGCGCGUGAGUGGCAGCCCCGGCGCGAAGUCUGCAUCCAAAAAGAGCUCGAAAUCUUUCAGCAGGACGCACAGAAAGUCCACGCCGCUCGAGCUGACCGCCCACUCCGUCCCUGCAGACCACCACGCGCUCUACAAGUCCAGGUCCGUCUCCGCCGCCAAACAAAUACCCGAGAAGCCAGCAAAGCGCGGGCAUGUGUUCGGGGGAUGCAGCUCUGACAGCAGCCCGCCCUCCGUCGCUGUGCCGGCCAGUCCCACUCUGAGCAGCUCGGCGGAAUCCAGCGACCCGCUGAGCCUGUAUGACGACGGGCUGGCAAGCGGGAAAGAAGACGCGGAGCCCGCCGCGCGCUUCAAGUACACCCGCGCGCCGUCUCCGACGCCCUCCGCCUCGCACUCGUCCUCGUCGCAGUCGUCCUCCUCGGACGAGGAGUUCGAGGACGAGCUGGCGGACCCCAGUCCCGGCUUUGACAGCUUAAGCACGUUUGGCACAGCGCCUCUGGACAGAGAUUUGGAGUUCAACUUUGAGUCUGGCUCCGGCUCGCACUUUGAGUUCCCCGACUACUGCACUCCAGAGGUGAGCGAGAUGAUAUCAGGGGACUGGCUCGAAUCGACAAUAUCAAACUUGGUGUUCACUUAUUGAGCGCUAAUAACGAGUCUGAUUGAAAGGAGAACUUUGGGGGAAAAAAAAUCUAAAUGACUGGAGGACUGCAAAAAUCCUCCGAGAUGAGUCAGAAGACGAAUCAACGACGUGAUUCCUCUUGUUUAUCAUGCAUCAGAUACUGUGGGCUCUCAUUAUCCACUGACAAGAGUGCAGAUGAAAUGUGCUUAGCUUGCUCGUUUGGUGCUGGAAGGAGGCGCGCUUUGGACGCAGAGGAAGGAAGGCGUUGCGCGGUGGCGAGUUGUGCGCCCUCUUCGACUUAAAAAGGGACGUUUUUAAAGAGAAAAAAAUGCUUGUUUUUUUUGCUGGAGGUACUGAAUGGAGGUGCUCGCGCUUGAGGUUGUUUACCAGAGUCGUUUGUUAGACCAGAAUCGCAUGCUUUCAUUACGAUUUAACCACGAAAGGCUGUUGAGAAGCGUAACUGGUGUUGAUUCAUUGAGACCGAAUGGCAGCAGCGCCGUAUCAGACGCAAAAACAAAACAAUCACUAUCACCAGCUUUUCUGUCGUCAUGACAUCAGGAUUCAGACGCAACUCAGAUGAUAUUCGACUCUUUACACUACAAAUCAGGACCAAAAUUCAUCCGAGGAGCGUUCUCUCCCUCUCUUUCUCUGCCUUUUACUUUUUUCAUCCUCGUUCUCUCGCAACAAGUAACUUUUAAGCGCUGGCAUUUUUAUAUCGAUGUAGUAUUUAUAACGGCCAAACAUUGCUCCCCUCAGUCAGUUGUGUUCUAGUCAGUCUGUUGUGUGUGUGUGUGUGUAUAGGCUACACAUGCACAUGUUCGUCUUUCUCGCGGAAGGGCUAGUUUUGUUUCGUAUUAUUUAAUUGAUGACUUCUCACAUGGAACGGAGAUUAAAUGUUUCAUUAUUUUCUGAGUGUAUUUUUGUACAAAAUCUAUCGAGGGGGUGUCAAUCGGUGAAUAUCGCUGUUUGGAUUUCCGAUUUUUAAAGCCAGGGGGUUGGGUUGUCUCCAGAAUCUGCCCCCUAAACAUGUUUACAGUGUCAAUCCACAGGCUUCUUAAAGAGACAGUAUCUACAUUUCAACGACCAAUCAUCAUUAGCCUACGAUGCGCGCGCUGAAUGAGGUUGUAUGUAGCUGCAGCGACAGCUGCGUUUUAUCGUGUCCUCAUUUGGGACACUGUACCUUUUGAAUACCGAUUUCUUUGUGCUUUUAUAGUGACGCGUUUCGGUUUGAACCACUGGAUGGAAUUACAGAUACGGUCGAAAUGCCUAUAAUUCAUGAACAAUGAAGUACAUCUUCACUCCAUAAUUGUACAAGGAUAUUUAAUCUUUUCUACUUGUUGGCUAAAUGUAGCUAAUUGUUUUAGUAUAUUAUGGCAUGGCGAAUAGCAUUUUGUAUUUCUGAAUUCAGGUUUAUGUAGAGCAGUUGUGUUUAAGGCAGAGGAUCAACAUGAAGACUUCUAUGUACAUUGACUGUAAAAUAAGUAAAAGAUUGCGUGUUUAUGUCUGACGAUGAUAUAUCAUGACAGGAACGAGAACAUAUAUCUUUAUACAUCCCUAUGUUUAAGAGUGUUGUUCAUGACUUUUGGAAUAUAUAGAUAUGUUUUAUUGUUUCAUUUUGUGCAAUAUGCUGUGUACAAUAUUGUUUUGUCUUGCCAUACCAUAUCUCAACAUUUGAGUAGUGAACUCAAAAGCCAGCCAAUUGUGUCAAGUCACUGCCUGUCAGACCUCUGUACAGAACUUUGUCUUUUUCCAAGAAGGAAAUAAAAUCAGCUGGAACUGAAUCUCA